ACUAAUGAGUAGACUUGUUUGAUUUAUUACUAAGCAAUAUAUAUGGUAAAGAUCAUUUUAGAUUGAAAUCAUCUGGAGAUAGUUUAACACGUUGAAUCAGUUUGGCGUCGCCCAUGUGUGAAAUGUAGAUAUAGUGCUUGGUCUACCAACCUUUAAAAUCAAUUUAACCUUUAUAGCGUGCAUGUAAUAUAUUUGAUAUAGAAAUAUAGCAGGAUAUUUGUCAUGGUUAACACUUUAACUAAUCAAUAACCAAGACUUAUGUCACUUAAUUGAUUGUUUAAGGUCCGUUUUGAAACUUGAUUGAAAUAACAAUCUUAUUCAAAGGACUUAAAUCAACCUUUUAAGAAUGUAUCACAUCCCAGAUUAUUCCCGUAGCAUGUCAAUAAAGCUGUCCGAAGUCCUAGACGAUAUAGGUGUUAAUGAGAAAAUGAUAAUGAAGAUGAGGAAGGCUGUUCUAUUGGACGAAACUAUGUCUACAAUAGCUUUACGGGCUACCAGUGAUAAUGCAUGUGUUUAUAAUUUUGGAAGCAGGUCAGAGGGCAGCACAACACCCGGAUUAAAGUCCGAUGCAGAUACUCUCAUCAGCCGAGAUGACGAAUUCACUGUAAUAAGAAACUGGUCAGAAUGGUCUCCAAUUUUGAGUAAUUUCUUAAUGAUACAGGAUGAAACAAUUCCCCCUGGAUAUUGUUUGUUACAGAAACUUAGAGCAGACGCUCCACUCCCAGAAACAAUCGAGGACGGGAAUCAUUUUGUCAAGGACUUGAAUGGUCGUAUAUUGCACAAGAAUACAGUUCUAGAUGAUAUAAGUAUUGAAGGUAGAAAAAGGCAAGGACCUUCCCUUGCGUCAACAGGAGUUCCUGGAGUUUUAGAUUGUGAUAAUGUAUCAUCAUUUUCUUUUAAAACGAUGCCAGAGUUAGCUAAACGUGGUCUAGAUGAACUGGAUGAUUGUCCUUGGCCAACCGAAGAAAUGAAACUCUAUUCAAGGUCUGCUAAAUGUUUUGUUGUUGGGGUAGGGUACAAAGGAAGCGAGAACAGUGAUUUUGAAUGGAGGAUCUCUACUUCGUUGGUUGAACGUUGUUUGAUGUUUAAUUUGAAUAUCACUCAAUUAAGAUGUUACAUCCUGAUGAAAAUGAUCGCAAAGACAUUUAUCAAUUUGGAAGAUGAAAAAUAUGUCUCAAGUUUUAUGUGUAAAACAGUUUUGUUUUACUGUAUAGUAAGUAAACCUAGAUAUAGAUGGGACAUGGAUAACCUUUUAAACCUAUUGAAUUAUUGCCUAUUUACUUGAAGCCAAUGCUUACGUUGUGGAUAUUGUACACAUUUUAUUGUUCGUAGAAACAAUUUGAUGGGAGGAAAAAUGUCUCCUCGAGUAAAACAUCAGUUACUUCAGCGUAUAUCAAAGUUAUUACCAUGUGUUGAUACCUCAUUAUUUGGAAUUCAAUUUGAUCAGCUUGGUCUAAGAUUUCAGGCUAAGCUUAACAUGAUUGAUGAAUCACGUCAUUGCAUUCGACCUCGUGACGAGUUCGUUAGAGCAAGUACAAAUGUUUUAUUACUUAAUGCUGCCAGUGACAUUUUGGAUUACCACAGAACGUUUGUUUAUAAUUCAAAGGACGAUAUUCUAAAAUUAAACACGAAAUCAUUGUUAAAGACAUUGUCAUAUUUGAUAAAGAAUUAUAGGAAUGGAGAUGUGCUUGCAAAAAUAGCCUGUAAACUUCUUGCCCCAUUAAACUGUACAUUAAUUGGUAGUUUGUUGGCCUCACGCAAUAUUCAGAAUAAUGAUAGAAUUUCGCCCGAAGCCUUUGCUUGGUUUGAGUCAGGACUUAACUCAGAUGUUGCGUCUGGCAAGUUGAAAUUUGCGUCAAUGAUAUAUUGCACAGGAGAUAUGGUUAGAUCCGAGGCACUUCUUUGUGAUAUUGAACAACAAUAUAGAGUACAUAUUACUGAACCUAUUUGUGGAUGCUAUGAUUUUCAGAGGCCGUGGAUAAGAAAAGGAUUUGGCCAUAUUUCUAAAGAAUACGAUGUGGAAGCAGCGAAAUCUAUAAUUGCAUUCUGUGUAUGUUUCUUCCGUAGUGAAAUUUAUUGCAUUCCUCAUGAACUGCAAUAUGAACUGUUUAGAUCAAUACCAGCUGAUCUUCCAUUUAGAACAUUUUGGGAUAAUAAUUGGAUGGAUUGUGCUGUCGUUGACUCACUUCCUUAUCUAUACUACCUUCAAUACAAGACAUAUAGCAAUCUACAGAAGCCAUUUGAACAGCAAAAUGCACUCAGAAAACUGACUCAUGCUAUUAAUACAGAGCGUAACUUAGGACACAAAGAAACAGCAUAUAAUCUAUUAGGGCAAUGUAUGGAACAUCAGAACAGAUAUGUUGAUGCCCUUUCAUGUUAUAUGUUGUCGCUUCGUAUAAGAGCGAGAAACAAUGCCGCAAAAAUUCAUCUUUGCAAAUGUCUUGCACGGGUAAUGACGCCAAACCGCUAACCAAUUCGAUAUUUCGGUCUAUUGAGAAAUAACUAAUGUAAAACCAAAGAUAGUCGAUAUAAUUUAAAUAAGUAAAUAAUACAUUUAAAAUCUUUGGAUUUUGACAGGGUCAUUAUGUUGAUUUUCUCACUUUGUACUAUCUGCCUAAGUAUUAAACGUAUAAAUUAAAUCAAUAAAGAAAUAUAGUUUCUAUAAUCACAUGAGAACAUUUCGUAUUAAGUUACUUUCCAUUUGUCCUUUCGUAUUUAAUUAUUCUGAAAAGAUUUAUGAGUGUACAAAUGUCUAGCAUACAUACGAUUCUUCACAUAUGUACGGAUUGAUUUCAUUUAUUUGAAUAAAUAACAUGUGUGUUAUAUCAAAACCGAUUGCUUGAAUUUUUGUUUUGUUCCAACUGAAAAAUGCCAUCUAUGAAAUAAUGUCUGUUAAUGGUAGUUUCACUUAAU
Molecule: messenger RNA, 2913 nt
Organism: Ruditapes philippinarum (Manila clam)
Lineage: Eukaryota; Metazoa; Mollusca; Bivalvia; Venerida; Veneridae
Exons: 2
Coding region: 347-1285 (312 amino acids)
Molecular function (GO): protein binding
Source: RefSeq, a predicted model, not a curated record